CAGAGGGACGUUGUGAAGUGCUGCUCUCUUCCUUCCUGUUUGCCUUUGCCUGGCGUCUGGGUCACUCAUGCAGUCCAGGGUGAUAUGGCUCAGCAGUGGCGGGGGUGCUUGUGGGGCUACCGGGGCGGCCAGGAGGGUCCGGCUCCUGCUGCAGCAGGUAGCGGCGCGGGGACGACCAGCCGCUGGUGGAGAAGGGGGGCGUGUGCUGCGGUAUCAUGCUCGGACAUUGCACGGCGGGGCCGGGACGGCCGAAGGUGAUACAGUUACCAUUGGUGAUGUUUCAUACAAACUCAAAACUCCAAGGAAUCCAGAACUUGUUCCAGUGAAUUACACUUCAGACACUCUGGCUCAAUCUGUAAUUCAGCAUCUAAGAUGGAUUAUGCAAAAGGAUCUUUUGGGCCAAGACGUCUUCCUAAUAGGACCCCCCGGGCCUCUUCGGCGAUCUAUUGCCAUGCAGUACUUGGAGUUGACUAAGCGAGAGGUAGAAUACAUUGCACUCUCCAGAGACACAACAGAAACGGAUCUCAAACAGCGGAGAGAAAUUCGAGCUGGCACUGCUUACUACAUUGAUCAGUGUGCAGUACGUGCAGCUACAGAAGGCAGAAUUCUGGUUCUGGAAGGCUUGGAGAAGGCUGAGCGGAAUGUUUUACCAGUGUUGAACAAUUUGCUGGAGAACAGAGAAAUGCAACUUGAAGAUGGCCGUUUCCUUAUGUCAGCGGAACGUUAUGACACACUCCUGAAGGAGCAUAAUAAAGCAGAGCUGGAUGCAUGGAAGAUUGUUAGAGUCAGUGAAAACUUCAGAGUGAUUGCACUAGGCCUUCCUGUACCCCGAUAUUUGGGUAACCCAUUAGACCCACCUCUUCGGUCUAGAUUUCAAGCAAGAGAUGUUUAUUAUCUACCCUUUAAGGACCAUCUUGCACUAUUAUAUUUUAUUGGAUCUAAUGUUUCAACCGAGAGGAUUUCUCAGCUUCUCUCCUUUGCAACAACUCUUUGCACCCAAGAAUCCUCUUCACUGGGCCUUCCUGAUUUUCCUUUAGAUAGUUUAUCAUCUGCUGUGCAGAUUCUGAACUCCUUCCCUAUGAUGUCAAUCCAGCAUAUAAUCAAGCGCCUUUAUCCAUAUGAUGUUCUGUUGGGGAAGGAAGGCAAGACAGCAGUAGAAGAUGCCUUAAAAAGAUUUGAGCUCCAGGAUUCAGAAAGACCUUCUGUACCUAUGAGAGUUGUCCAUGUGAAAAAGAGUGAGGACAACAAGACCUUGCAGGCUGAUGUGACAGUCCAGAUAGCUGGCAAAGAUGUGACAUUCCAGGUUCCUGUUGGGACUAAACCAGUAGAUCUGCAUGCUGGGCCCGAGGGUUUCAUAAAGACCUCCAGCCACGAACAGCUUUUGGCAGAAAUGAUGCAGUCACAUAUGGUUAAAGAUAUCUGUUUGAUUGGAGGAAAAGGUUGUGGCAAAACGGUUGUUGCUAAGGAGUUUGCAUCUGUAUUAGGAUACAACACAGAACCUGUCAUGCUGUAUCAGGAUAUGACAGCCCGAGAUCUGCUGCAGCAAAGGUACACACUCCCUAAUGGGGACACUUCCUGGAGACCAUCUCCGCUUAUAACAGCUGCCCUUGAAGGGAAGCUUGUUAUUCUUGAUGGUAUUCACCGUGUCAACCCAGGCACUCUAGCUGUCCUCCAAAGACUAAUUCAUGAUAGAGACAUCACUCUUUAUGAUGGCACCAGAUUUCUCAGGGAAGAUAGAUACAGAACAUUACAAGAAGAGCUACAGCUCUCAGAUGAGAUACUACAGCAAAGGUCCAUCUUUCCCAUCCACCCUUCCUUCAGAAUAAUUGCCUUAGCAGAGCCUCCUGUCAUAGGAAGUACCACUCAACAGUGGCUGGGCCCAGAGCUCUUAACCCUGUUCCUUUUCCAUCAUAUGAAGCCUCUAAGCAAGAGUGAAGAAAUCAAAGUUAUUAAAGGCAUGGUUCCAAAUGUACCCAGUGCUGCAGUGGAACAGCUAUUGAAACUAACUUACAAACUUCGUGAGACACAUGAUCCCACAGCACAAUCACUAGCAUCAUCGUUGUCUACACGGCAGCUGUUAAGAAUCUGUCGACGACUGUCCCACUACCCAGAUGAAAGCCUUUAUGAUGCUAUCAAUAAAGCUUGUCUUUCCAGAUUUUUACCCAACCUUGCAAGAUCUGCUUUACAUAAACAUCUGCUGGACUCUGGAAUUGAAACAAGUGCUGCUGAUACUCAGAAAAUGGAGGAAAAGGACUAUAGUUGUGAGGUAAACGCAGGAAUCCUGAGGAUUGGAAGUGUCACCAUCCCAGUUCACAACCCCUAUGAGAAAAUGAAAGUGCCUGAUGUUCUCUUUUAUGAAAACACCCAGCACAUGAUGGUGAUGGAAUAUAUGCUUAAGGAUUUCUUGCUUGGAGAGCACCUUCUCCUGGUUGGCAAUCAGGGUGUAGGGAAAAACAAGGUGGUUGACAGAUUCCUUCACCUGUUAAAUAGGCCAAGAGAAUAUUUGCAACUGCAUAGGGACACCACUGUUCAAAGUCUUACAUUGCAGCCUUCUGUUAAAGAUGGCCAUAUUGUAUAUGAAGAUUCUCCACUAGUGAAAGCUGUCAAGAUGGGACAUAUACUAGUUAUUGAUGAAGCAGACAAGGCACCAACAAAUGUUACUUGCAUUUUAAAAACUUUAGUGGAAAGUGGAGAAAUGAUUUUAUCGGAUGGAAGGCGUUUGAUUGCCAAUCCUGCUAGUGUAAAUGGGAGAGAAAAUGUUAUAGUAAUUCAUCCAGAUUUCAGGAUGAUGGUUUUAGCAAACAGACCUGGAUUUCCCUUUUUGGGUAAUGACUUUUUUGGAACACUAGGAGAUAUUUUUAGCUGUCAUGCAGUUGAUAAUCCUAAACCAAACUCAGAGCUUGCAAUGCUUCGACAAUAUGGGCCUGAAGUUCCUGAGCCAGUCUUGCAGAAAUUGGUUGCUGCUUUUGGUGAGCUUAGAAGCUUGGCCGACCAGGGAAUUAUCAAUUAUCCUUAUUCAACUAGAGAAGUUGUCAAUAUAGUAAAACAUUUACAGAAAUUCCCAACAGAAGGACUUGCAAAUGUUGUUCGGAAUGUCUUUGAUUUUGACUCAUACAACAAUGAUAUGCGUGAGAUUUUAAUUAGGACUUUGCAUAAACAUGGGAUACCAAUUGGAGCAAAAUCUACCAGUAUACAGCUGGCCAAGGAGUUGCCAUUACCAGAUCCAAAAUUUAUGGGCUACUGGAAAGUCAACCAGUUGGGCAAUGCACGACGGAAACUUUUGUGCCCAACUGAAACACAUCGCAUAGAUGUAAAGGGUCCAAUGUUCUUACAUGUGCAGGCAUUUCCACUAGAGAGACAUGAAGCUAGGUCCCUGAGUUUUACAGAAGAACUUGCGUUUUGGUCGUUGCCUCUGAGUGAAGUUAAUUUAGUAUGUGAUAUUGCUGUGGCACAAGAGAAUGAAGAUGAAAAUUGUCUUUAUGUGGCUACAUGCAACCCUGUGUCACUGUAUUUUAUGGAUACAUCUAGUAAAAAUGGCCACUAUGUUGACUUGUAUGAUAUCUUCCCAAGAACAGUUAGUGGCAUAUGGCAACCUUUUGUGACUCUGGCACCUCUGGGUAAUCCACUCAAAGGUCAAGUAAUUCUGCAUGAAGAGCAGAGCAAUGUGGUUUUAUUACUGGACACAAACACUGGUGCCAUACGCCGGCUUUUACUGUCACCAGAUGUGCAAGAGGCUACAAAAAGGAUGUCCUGGUGGAGUAGCAAGGAGGAGGUGAAGAGUCACAAGAUGUGCAAAGAGUUUUCACACAAAAACUGGCUGGUGUUUUACAAAGAGGAAGGAAAUCACCUUAUUGUUCUAGAUGUCCUGGAGGGCCAUGCUCACACCAUCACUCUACCUAUCAACCUCAGCUCUGUCUUUUUAGUCGCUGAAGACCGCUGGCUCCUGGUAGAGAGCAAAACAAACAAAAAGUAUCUUUUAACUAAGCCUGUGCAUAUGGAAUCUGAAGAGAGUGGAGUUUGCCAGUUACAUGCUUUGAAUGAGGAGCCCGUGGACACAGGAUUUGGACUAACCACAGCAUCAGAAUUGUAUAUGCCACAGGCUGUCUCAAGUGACCAGUUGUCUUCAGAAAAUCUAAGUGCAGCGAUUGAGCAGAAGAUCAGCUCUCCCAACAGACUGCUUUCUGACAAGCAUCAUUAUGCUUCUGUUGUUGUCGGCUUUCCAGAUCUCAUGUCCCCUAAUGAGGUUUACAGCUGGAAGAGAGGCUCCGCCCUGGGUAACAGGCAGCCUUUGCCUUCAGAUCCAUUUUAUUAUGGAAGGCGCAGCAAAAGUGGAGCAGCAAAACAAACCAAUUGUGUGACUAUUGCUGGCGCCAAUCAAGUGGUCAGAGUUCUAGCCCCUGGAGAUGUGCCUCUAAAAGAACUUUAUCCUAAAGAUGUCACUCCUCCCCAAGUAGCUGGAUAUUUGGAAAUAACAGAUCUCACAACAAAGAAACUUAAAUAUCUCGCUAUUCCCAGAACAACGUCCCUGACUCCCUAUACAUCAUGGCUGUCAAUGAUUUCAGAAACGGAUGUCCUGAUGGUUUCACUUGGCAAAACUGGUGUGGUUACUGUAGAUAUGGGGGGCAGUGUCAGGCUCUGGGAAACCAGCUUGGAAAGCCUUCAGAGAUCACUCCAGGAAUGGAGAAACAUGAUUGGACAAGAGGAUGGCAGGCCUGUGCAGAUAACUAUCCAGAGAGACAGCGGUUUGGAUGUUAGCUCUCCUAAGCAUGGAAAGAUGGAUCCUGAUAACACACCUCAUGUUGGUGGAAACACAUGGGCUGGUGGGACAGGUGGGAGAGACACUGCUGGUUUGGGUGGCAAAGGAGGGCCAUACCGACUGGAUGCCGGUCACAAGGUGUACCAAGUAUCUCAAGCUGAGAAAGAUGCUGUGCCUGAAGAGGUGAAGAAAGCUGCCAGGGAGAUGGGCGAGAAGGCUUUUAAACAGAGAUUAAAGGAGAUCCAAAUGAGUGAAUAUGAUGCAUCUACAUAUGAAAAGUUCUCUGGAGCUGUUCGAAGGCAAGUUCACUUGCUCCGAAUCAUCCUGGAUAAUCUUCAGGCAAAAGGGAAGGAAAGACAAUGGCUAAGGCACCAGGCAGUUGGAGAACUAGAUGAUGCCAAAAUAAUUGACAGUCUGACCGGUGAGAAAGCCAUCUACAAGCGACGGGGAGAACUUGACCCACAACUUGGGAGCCCUCAGCAGAAGCCCAAACGUCUCCGCCUGGUAGUGGAUGUUUCUGGCAGUAUGUAUCGCUUCAACGGGGUUGAUGGACGGUUGGAGCGUUCCAUGGAAGCUGUCUGCAUGGUUAUGGAAGCUUUUGAGAAUUAUGAGCAGAAAUUAAAGUACGACAUCACUGGACAUUCAGGAGACGGUUUCAACAUUGCCUUGGUCAAUAGUGAUAAUGUUCCGAAGAAUAAUAAACAAAGAUUAGAGAUUUUGAAGACAAUGCAUGCCCAUGCUCAAUUCUGCAUGAGUGGAGAUCAUACUCUGGAAGGCACAGAGCAUGCCAUCCAAGAGAUUGCAAAAGAAGAGGCAGAUGAAUACUUUGUUAUAGUCCUGAGUGAUGCCAACCUUGAGCGGUACGGUAUCCCUCCAGAAAGAUUUGCUCAAGCCUUGACCAUCAAUCCCCAAGUGAAUGCUUUUACCAUAUUCAUAGGAUCAUUGGGAGAUCAAGCUGGCAGGUUGCAAAGGACGCUGCCAGCAGGCCGGUCUUUUAUUGCCAUGGAUACAAAGGAAAUUCCACAGAUUUUACAACAGAUCUUCACCUCCACAAUGCUGUCAAGUGCCUAGGAAGUAUCUGUUCUUAAUAAAUAACUGGACAAUUAAAAAUGGAAAACAACUCUGAAGACCUGGAUGAUGACCUCAUGCCAAGAACUGCAGCUCCGACCACUGUAAUGAUUCUUUAUAUUGAAGUAAACUUAAACUCGAAUGAACAUAUCCCCAGAUUGUUGCUACUCUUGACUACAGAGCUUGGUUUUUUAAAAAAACCCACAGUCAGUUGUCUGAUUACUUAAAUGUUUUCUGUCAAUCGUUUCAUUAUGCAGAAUAUGGAAAGAGCAAAAUGAAAGAUAUUUGCCAUUUUUAGGAAUAAUUAUUUUUAGGAGCUGGUAACUCAAUAGAUUUGUGUCCAUUUCUCUUGUUACUUGUUUGUUUUUUAAAAAAACAAACAAACCAAGGACUCCUUAAGUUGUGCACAGUACAUCAUUUUAUACACAAACCUAACUCAGAGCGAAUGAUUAGAAACUGCAACUGAACCUAUUUUUAGGUCCUGGAAUGACCGCUUUAAAAGCAUAAUAGCAGCCGGUGUUGUUUUUUUCACAGCUGAAAUAUCUGAACUUGAAUAUCUUCAUUUGUAUUAAUGUACACAUCAGACUUAACGAAACAGCCUUCCUUUCUGUUUGCCACAUGCAGUAGAAAUACAGCUUAUUUCACCAUUAACUUACCUAAAAUAAAAAUGCCUUAUCUGUCCACCCAUUUAUAUAACACCCUUCCUCCUCAGGUAGGGUUGCCAUAUGCAAGCUUCCCAGAUCCAGGUAGCCUAAUUUGCAUAUUAUGCCAAUUAUGCCGCAACUAAUUUGCAUUUUUUUAUUUGACAGAUUUGUAUACUUUCCCCUCCUUCUCUGCCCUCCAAUGUGAUCGGAUCCAGAGUAAAAUCCAGGCAAUCCAGGCAGCGCAUUUGAAAUCCGUGUAAAUCCAGGUGGAAUUUAGCAGCCAGGUGGAGGAGCCAAAAUCUGGAGGCUACCUUAAAUUCCGGGGGACAUGGCAACCCUAUCCUCAGGAGUUCAGGGUGGUAUAUGUGGGGUUAUCCCGUUUUAUUUAUACCACAGCCCUGUGAAGUGAAAGAGAAUGAGAGAGUGAGUGAGUAACUUGCCCAGAGUUAGCCAGGAAUCUUUGAAGCUGAGCAGGGCUUUGAACCCAUGCCUUCCUGAUGUAGCUCGAACCAUUAAACCAUACUGACUUAGAAGCAUCCCCCCAUCCCAUCCAGAAAUGCUGGGUGAGUCUCUCCAUUCAGCACAGGGAACUAGGCCUGGUUCGGAAUUUCUCCUCCAUCAUAAUCACUUUUCAUUGCCAUGAUUAUCAUUCUCUUUCCUUUUCUUGGUUGAAAAUGAAGAGCAAAUAUAUCUGUUUUUCUUGGUGCUUCUGGAUAUCAGCUGGGGGACACUCCAUCACUAAGACCUCAAUAGGUGAACUUGGAGGUACCCAUACAGUGCCAGUGACCUCUUGAGAUGCUUGAUCUUUUGGCCUCACUGUAAAAAACAAUUUUUUCUUCCCUCUGUACUCAGAGAAUAUACACCUACACACUGAGGUGACCACUUCAUGCAAUUCGGGUCACUCUAGUCCUAGUCCAACACUCUAACCACUUCACCACACUGGCUUCUGUGGUGCCACCAUUUCUUGAUUGGGGGCUACAUAUUUGCUUUGGGGCUAGAUGGCUGCUUUAAUAAAAGCCCUGCCAUUUGCCACCACUUUUGGCAGAUGAGCAAAUAUUUAGGUGACAUCCAUCCCAAUGUAAAGUUCAAAGCUGUGGCCCUCAAUAUAUUAUAAUUCCAGUGCUCAAUGUUCUCAAUGUUCUGGGAUUCAAAGAGUAAUUACCUUAGGACAAGAAUGCUUAAUCUUGGCCAUCUAGCCAGGUUAAAAUGCAUAAAAUUCAGGCCUGGUCCAAAAUAGCUCAUUUAAGGCAAGCCCAUUCCAAAUCAAGCCUGAGGGAACCUGACCUGUCAUUGGACAAAAUAUACUGUGCUUGAAGACCUUUUCUGCUUAAAUGUGUGAGGGCCACAAAUAUUAGUCUAAUAUAAUGAUUAUAAGACUGUGGGGCAGGUCACCCUUCAGCAGGGGUGGAUGGGUGCACACAGCUUCUGAAAGGCGGUGCUAAAAUUUGAGAAAGGGAUCCUGAAGCAGACAGAGCCUUCCUCCUACCUCUGGCCAAGACAUAAACAAAUACCCCAAAUUAGAGUUGCCAACCCCCCAGAAUUCCAGGUUUCACCGAGAUUUUAAGCAUCUCACCCAGAUUUCUUAGCCCACCUGGAUUUGCCCAGAUUUCAGCUUUCCAAAAAAAAAAAAAGAGCUUUAAAAAAAGCUAAGCUCUAGCCCUUUUAGAAGUCACUAUUCUGCUCAAAAAUUAUUUUCAAGCCAGUUGACAUAAUAUGCAAAUUACGCACCCAGAUUUGGAAAGCCAGAAUAUGGCAACCAUACCCCAAAUGGAAGUACAUCAUUGAUCUAUGUUGAUUUGGUGACAUAUGAUCCUUCAUCUGAUCCCAACCUGACUUGGGAAGAAUUGCUGCUCUUUUUCUGAUAAUUUCCCCCUGCGUAUGGUUAUUAGGAGAGAUCAGAGAUGCCCUAUUUUUACAUUCUCCUUACUCCUGCCUAAAGAUGCAUACACACAGAAAUGGUCCAAAAUGUCUGCAUGCUUGCCUGAGGAACAGAUGGUUAGUACGGGGGGUAGGGGAGGGUGGAAAGUAGAAUAAAUAUAGAGGGGUGGCCCAAGCUUGAAAGGUUUGACAAACACUUGACAGCUAAAGAAUGGGACUAUCGCGUAUUUUCUAGGAUUUCAAUCCUCUCCGCUUCAAUAUAAUUGUUUAUUAUAUUCCAUACAAACCUACCCUGCCAGUAAGAUCAAUGUGAGAGAGACUGCUCUGUGUCCUCUUGCCAUCUUUGGUAUGGCGGAUGAAUAUGCAAAGCAGGGCCCUCUCAGUCAUGGCCCCUACACUGUGGGAUGUCUUUCCCAGAAAGCCCCAUGUAACCUUGUCACACCUUACAUGUUGCUUGUCUGGCAGGUAUAUUGGGCUGGGUAAAAACAGCUGUCAUUUUACUCCAUUGAGAACUGAUAUUUAUGCAUCUUGUUUUUGCUGUGAGUUCCUUGUUCCCCCCCUCAUUAUUUAAUUAUUUUAUUAUUGUGUUUAAGGUGUGUUAGCUAGCUUGGAGGUCUUUGAAACAAAAGGUAAGAGAGAAAUACUGUUAACACACCACGGUCCUGCCAACUGCACUCUUCUCUUAACUCUUGCUGAAUCUGCAUUUACACUGUGGAUUCUAUGCUCUGUUCAAUAUAGCUGCCCAUCAUGACACUUGGAUAAUUGAUAUAAUUGUUUUCCUAUCUGCGUCCUGCACGAUCCUAUCACUGUGCCAUCUGUUGGCCUUUUAAAAUCAAGUAAAGCCUACCAAAAAAACCACAGGGCUCAGUGGGCACCAGGAGUCGAAAUCAACCUGAUGGCACACUUUAUCUGUAAAGCCUCAUCCACAAGCUGGUGAAACUAAACUGAUUACUAACCAGGUCCAACAGAGCGCCAUGGUUGGGCCAUGUCCUGCAGAUUGCCUGAGCCAAGGCAUGAGAACGAAGCAUGCUGGGCUGUGCUUAAGGGGACAGUGCAGUUUAUUUGCUGUGCCUGAAUACAGCGAUCUUGCCUGAAACUGAGACCACUGAAAUAAUUGGGAGCUGUCACUGAAAUGAAUGGUCCUCUGAGGUCCUCUGGUGUGCCUAGUUCAGCUGACUGGCAACCUCUUGAGGCCAGAGAAGUUCUUUGCCAAAUGCAGUGAUAGGCUUCCAUUGCAUGCAAGUUGUUUGUCCUUUAUGCCCUCUCUUUCAGUUAAGUGAGUUAUGCAGGGGGCACCAUGCAUUUAUUUUUACAGCAGUUGCUUUUAUAAACGGGAAUUAUUUUACUAACUCCUACUAGGUGCACAAAUGUGCUGGAAAGAUACCUAUGGUAGCUGAAUGGCUGAGAUGUGGAGACUGCCAUGCUAGAAGGCACAGGUUAUCGCCCCAAGCAUAUGGUGUCCAGUUUCCAACCAUUAUGCUAGGGAGGCCUUCCCAGUGACAAAUGCUGUUCACUGUCAGUGGGAAUGACAUAGAAGUGUGCCCUAUGUUUUCUGUCGGAACAAGAUGUGCUUCCUUUUAGUUCUGUAUAAAUCUUGGGAAACAAAAUUCCACUGGAUGAGAAUAUGUUUGUGUAAAGCCAAACCUCCCCACUCGAGAGAAGCUAGUGGUCUCUGUGGCGCCAACAGAGUAGUAGGGGAAAGGCUCUGUCCGUCUUUGGCAGCCAGGCAGCAAUUCAAAGACAGCUUGUUAAAGAAUGCCAGGAUUCCGCAACUGCUAAAUAAUGUUUUGCUUGUGGCACUUUUGGCUGCUUUGGGUCUGUAGCGGACUGAAACUGCAAAGGGUCUGUGGCAGAGACAAGACACCUUUGUGUCAAAAGGCAUCUGGCAAAGCCCUAGUACAGGGGGAAGAACUGAAAAUUUAGUUACGAAAAUGAAGCAACUAAACCUCAGUCUUUAGAUUGUUACACAAUUGUUCUAGCUAACAAAAGUAACCGAGCAAUCCUGUGCAUGUUUACUCAGAAGCAAAGCUCACUCUGUUCAGUGGAGCUUACUCCUUACAUAAGUGUGCACUGGAUUGCAGAAUUUAUUGGGGAAUUUAUUUUGGAAGUCAGCUUUCCCAGAGGGGCUCUCACUCAGGGCCUGUCUACAAAUGCAGAGAAAUCACAAUGGCGCAGUCCUCCAGGGACUAUACUCCUACAGCAUUCUCCCCAUGUAGAAAAGCUCCUCACACACACACAGGAUCAAUAGGUUAGCCAGGGACUGGGAGCACGCAGACCACAAAGAAAAGACAUCCUGAGAACUGGGACUCUUUCAUAUACUAGAGUCGGGAGAAAUCUUUUUACAGUGUAGAAGAUUAAUUGUAAUUUUACUAGUUUACUAGUAAUAAAUCUAUGUACCCACUUGUGUAUAUUGAAGAUUAAAUAGCAAAAAACAAAUACCAUAAUUUUGGGUAGAAACACCAUGGCGGGUAUGUUUUUAAAAGUUGUUUUCCGCCACUGAAGUGGCAUUUAUUUAAGAAUUGGGGGGGGGGCAGCCAGAAAAGUGCUUCCGACCAUGCAGUGUUUAUGUGAGAUUUCUGGGUGGGAUUUCUGGCGGUGUUUUUGGGGGGGGAAAUGGCGCCCAAACGGCAUAAGAGUUACACUGCUAGUUUCAAGCUGGCAAUUGUGCUAAGAGCUAAACAGAUUGGAAACAGAGCUGCAGCCCAUGAAAAAGUGGAGGAACGCUGCAUUCGUAGGUGGUGGAAAUCAGAAAAGGAUGACCUGGCAAGUAUGCCGAAAUCAAAACAUGCAAGGAGAAGUGGUGUUGAAGCCUGGCCUGAUCUGGAGAAUAACCUUGAUGAGUGGAUUAAAGAGCAGAGAGAAAAUGGAAUGCCAGUCUCUACUGUGAAAAAACACCUACAAGCAAAAUUAAUGGCACAACAAACUUUAAAGGUAGUCCGUGUUGGUGGUAUAGAUUUAUGAGGCGAAAGAAUUUAUCUGUGCGCACUAAAACCAUGGGACAGCAGCUUCUGAAUGACUGACGGGAGGGAAUCAACAUUUUAAAAGUUUGUUGCAAACGCUAUUGAGCAGGGGAAAUUUCUGCAAUUACAAAUAUUAAAUACGGAUGAAGUUACACUGAUGUUUGACUGUCCCCUGAAUAGGACUGUGAAUGAAAAAGGAGGAAAAAACAGUUUCAAUAGUGACAACUGGAAAUGAGAAGACAUCUUUCACGUGCAUAUUAGCCUGCUCCACAAAUGGCAACAAACUAAAACCAAUGCUGAUUUUUAAACGGAAAUCUAUCCCAAAAGGUGAUUUCCCUUCAGAUGUUGUUAUUCGUGCUAAUGAGAAAGGGUGGAUGUGCAAAGAUAAUGUUUGAAUGGCUUGAUGAAAUUUGGCAGAAAAGAAAAGGAGCUUUUCUCCACACACAUGGCAUUUUAAUAAUGGACUCGAUGUGUGCACACUUACUGGGUUCAGUUUAAAAUGAAUGCAAAAAGGUAUCAGCUACACUAGCUGUGAUUCCUGAUGGUUUGACCAAAAUCUUGCAGCCCUUAGAUUUAUCCAUGAACAAAGCAUUUAAAUGUGAAAUGCAAAAGCGUUGGGAAAACUGGAUGAGGAAAGGCCUUCAUACAUUCACAAAGGGUGGGGAAAUGUGCAAAGGACCUACGGUGAGGUCGCAAAAUGGGUUUCAGAAGCAUGGAAAGCUAUUAAAUUUCUAGUUUCACAGAAGCUGGAAUUAUACAAUCUGAAAAUGCUGAAAGCGAUACAACUGACAUUUCACAAGAGGAUGAGAAUGACGAGGAUGAAGACUAACCUGAAAAAUGAGAUGAGACCUUGUUAAACCUCUUUAUUUUGGAAAGCAAUAAUUUGGACUUUGAAGGUUUCCUUUGAUGUGCAAUUUAAAGUUUAUAAUUUUUGGAAUGUGAUGUGCAAAAAAAAAGCAACCAAUGUUUCCUUUGAAGUGCAAUUUAAAGUUUAUAAUGUGAUGUGCUUAUAAGUAAAUAAAAGGAGGUUUCCUAUGAAGUGUAAUGGGAAAUUACUUCUGCAAUGUGAUGUGUUAUAAUAAAAUAAAAAUGUUCAGCA
Messenger RNA from Hemicordylus capensis (graceful crag lizard), 12405 nucleotides. RefSeq names its product von Willebrand factor A domain containing 8 (gene VWA8). The record is from RefSeq and is a predicted model, not a curated record. Lineage: Eukaryota; Metazoa; Chordata; Lepidosauria; Squamata; Cordylidae. Gene Ontology annotation, molecular function: ATP hydrolysis activity; ATP binding. Bases 68 to 5827 code for a protein of 1919 amino acids. Gene Ontology annotation, cellular component: cytoplasm. The transcript has 45 exons.